Oryctolagus cuniculus (rabbit) is the source of this 4626-nucleotide messenger RNA. RefSeq names its product solute carrier family 25 member 16 (gene SLC25A16). The record is from RefSeq and is a predicted model, not a curated record. Gene Ontology annotation, biological process: transmembrane transport. NCBI's taxonomy places the organism in Eukaryota, Metazoa, Chordata, Mammalia, Lagomorpha, Leporidae. Gene Ontology annotation, cellular component: mitochondrial inner membrane.
GCCAUCAACACGCGCCGCGCCGCGCCGCGCCGCCCUGCUUGGUGUAUUCGGCCCCGCCCGCGCGGCGGUCGGCACCCUGGCACAGCCAGUUCUUGUCAUGGUCCUGGCUUGUGCUUUGUGAGUUGGCAACCGCAGUUCCCGACGCGGCCCUUUCCUGAUGGCGGCAGCCGCGGCGGCCCUGGCAGCGGCCGACCCCCCUCCCGCAAUGCCGCAGGCGGCAGGGGCUGGAGGGUCCACCGCCCGCCGAGACUUCUAUUGGCUGCGCUCCUUCCUGGCCGGAGGUAUUGCUGGAUGCUGUGCCAAGACAACAGUUGCUCCUUUGGAUCGAGUAAAAGUUCUGUUACAAGCUCAUAAUCACCACUACAAGCAUUUAGGAGUAUUUUCUGCAUUGCGUGCUGUUCCCCAAAAGGAAGGAUUCCUGGGAUUGUAUAAAGGAAAUGGUGCCAUGAUGAUUCGAAUCUUUCCCUAUGGCGCAAUCCAGUUCAUGGCAUUUGAGCAUUAUAAAACAUUAAUUACUACAAAGCUGGGAGUUUCUGGUCAUGUGCACAGAUUACUGGCUGGAUCUAUGGCAGGUAUGACUGCAGUUAUCUGUACAUACCCUCUUGAUAUGGUGAGAGUACGCCUAGCAUUCCAGGUGAAAGGAGAACAUACUUAUAAAGGAAUUAUUCAUGCAUUCAAAACAAUUUAUGCAAAGGAAGGUGGUUUCCUUGGAUUUUACAGAGGUCUCAUGCCUACCUUAUUAGGAAUGGCUCCAUAUGCAGGUGUUUCAUUUUUUACUUUUGGUACCUUAAAGAGUGUUGGGCUUUCCCAUGCUCCUACCCUUCUUGGCAGACCUUCAUCAGACAAUCCUAAUGUCUUAGUUUUGAAAACUCACAUAAACUUACUUUGUGGUGGUGUUGCUGGAGCAAUAGCACAAACAAUAUCCUACCCGUUUGAUGUAACUCGUCGACGAAUGCAAUUAGGAACUGUUCUGCCAGAAUUUGAAAAGUGCCUUACCAUGCGGGAGACUAUGAAGUAUGUCUACGGACACCACGGAAUUCGGAAAGGAUUAUAUCGCGGUUUGUCUCUUAAUUACAUUCGCUGCAUUCCCUCUCAAGCAGUGGCUUUUACAACAUAUGAACUUAUGAAGCAGUUUUUUCACCUCAAUUAAAAAUAGCUGUGAUUUCAUUUCCUUAAUAAACUCUCAGAAGGAAUAAUUUUAAAAUGUUACUUUAAUUAUGGAGGGAACAUUACUUGAAGGGGAUAUUUACCCUAUCACAGGAACCACUGGUAUGUUAGUAACUUGAUUUUUUUUUUUUUAGUCACAACUCAAAGUGCUUACCAUACUUUGGGAUGCCAAACAUUAUAUUUUGGAACAUUGGAAAACCAUUCCUAUGCUGAUGUUGGCUAAUCAGUUAGGUUAUUUGCAACAUUUAAAAAGUGUUAUUUGGAAGUUGAACUAACUUCACAGGGGGUCCAAGGGGUUGCAGUUAGCUUUAUUGUGCUGUUCCAAGCUUUUAAUUGUAAUUAUGGUUUUCUGAAGACUGUAACAUUGUUUAUUAUUAUGGAAAUAAUUGAACUUGGUUAUAUUGCAAAAGAACAAUGAGAACUGAAUUUUUAAGUUCUUUAAAACAGCCAGCAUUGAAGUAUUAUUCUUACCUCUCUUCUCAUACUUCUGUUCCAUUGGGAAAAAGGACAAAUGCUUUUUCCUUCAUUUUUAGUAAAAUAAGUGUAGUAUUUAAAAGUAGCCAUGUAGCAACUUAAAAAUGAAGUAUCAGGUCUUGCUGAAAUGUUAUUACUGAGUACUUUGAGUGACUUGUGUUUGUUUUUAAAAGUCCAUGGAGUAGUUUUCAUGCCAUGAGGGGAAAAAUUCAAUGUAUUUUUCCCAAAGGCAGUGAUAAUACUGAAUAUCUCUGCACACAAAAACAGAGUAGCAAUAUACGUAUGUUUUUGUUAGAUGAUUUGUUUGUAAACUAGAAAAUUUAUUUAAGUGGACUGUGAAAUAUCCAUUAAUAUAGAUGUGAAUAUCAAAGAACGUUUCUAAGAUAUUAUGUCAUGAUAUCUCAACUAGUUCUUCCAUGUAACAUAAUUUAAAUACAAUAUAAACUUAAGUGGAAAUGUAAAAUAUGAUUUAAAUUGUUAUCCUUUAUAUUAAGAAAAUAGUUUCAAAUGUCAAAUUUCCACUUACUGUGUUUUAAUGUUUUAUUGUAAGCAUGAUAGAAAUGGGUGGGGAAGAGUUAAAGUUCUAUAUUCAAAUAUAGUGAUUUGUAGAAUUGAUGUGAUUUUUUAAGACAUCGAGAAACUAAGUAUUAUUUCUGCAUCAAUUUUUAUUUUAUUUUUUGUAUAAAAAUUUCUUGUUAUUCCUUGGUAAAAAUUUAAACUGUUUUUGUUUUUCAAGUCUUUAAGAAUAAAUAUGUAUCUUUGUGUGAUUUAUAAGUGUACCAGCAAGUAAAAAUUACAUAUGUUCCUAAAACUAUUUUGCAUAUUUUCAUUUCUGGGUCACAUUGUAACUAACUAUUGUUAUUAAAUCUUAAGAUAAUGUAAGUAUAAGAUAAUUAUGUUAUGUUAUCAAUAAAAGGGAAUUGCAAAUAUUUUUAAGUAAAAAUUCUAUGUCUGUUAAGAAUACAUAGUAUAUUAAAAAUAAAUUUUACCUAUGUUUCAAAAGUGUCUUUCUUUUAACUAUAUUAUUGAAGCAAAUAUGCUAAACAUAGGGGCUGGUGCUGUGGUGCAGUGGGUUAAAGCUCCAGCCUGCAGCACCAGUAUUCCAUAUGGACACUAGUUCAAGUCCAGACUGCUCCACUUCUGAUCCAGCUCUCUGCUGUGACCUGGGAAAGCAGUAGAAGAUGACCCAAGUCCUUGGGCCCCUGCACCCGUGUAGGACACCCAGAAGAAGCUUCUGGGUCCUGGCUUCGGAUCAGGCCGUUGCAGCCAUUUGGGGAUUGAACCAGCUGAUCGAAGACCUCUCUCUCUCUGUCUACCUCUCUCUGCCUACCUCUCUCUAUAACUCUGUCAAAGAAAUAAAAUAAAUCUUUAAUAAAUGCUAAACAUAAGAAGUCAGAAUGGAAUAAUAUGUAUAUCUGUUAUUAAAUAUUUUUGUUUAUUUAAAUAUUUAUUUUUUUUUUCUAAAGUCAGUUACACAGAGAGAGGAGAGUUAGAGACAGAGAGAGAGAGAGAGAGAGGGAGGGAGGUCUUCCAUCUGAUGGUUCACUCUCCAAUUGGCCACAAUGGCUGGAGCUGCACUGAUCUGAAGCCAGGAGCCAGGAGCUUCUUCCCAGUUUCCCACACAGGUGCAGGGGCCCAAGGACUUGGGCCAUCUUCUACUACUUUCCCAGGCCAUAGAAGAGAGCUGGAUUGGAAGUGGAGCAGCUGGGUCUCGAACCGGCACCCAUAUGGAUGCCGGCACUUCAGGCCAGGGCGUUAACCCACUGCGCCACAGCACCGGCCCCUUUAUUUAUUUAUUUGAAAGUCAGAGUUAUACAGAGAAAGAGAGGCAGAGAGAAAGGCAGAGAGGUCUUCUAUCCGCUGCUUCAUUCCCCAAGUGGCUGCAGUGGCUGGAGCUGCACUUAUCCGAAGCCAGGAGCCAGGAGCUUUUUCUAGGUGUUCCCAUGCAGGUGCAGGGGCCCAAGCACUUGGGCCAUCUUCUACUGUUUUCCCAGGCCAUAGCAGAGAGUUCGAUCAAAAAUGGAGCAGCCUGGACUCAAACCGGCACCCAUAUGGGAUGCCAGUGUUGCAGGUGGUGGCUUUACCUGCUAUGCCACAGUGCUAGCCCUGAAGAAUAUUUAUUUACUUUUUAAAAAUAUUUGUUUAUUUGAAAGCAUCACAGAAAGAAGGAGAGACACAUAGAGAGAUCUUUAAUUCACUGGCUCACUUCCCAAAGGGCCACAGUGACCGGGGCUAUGCCAAGCCAAAGCCAGAAGCUAGGACCUUCCUCUGGGUCUUCCUCCUGGGUGCAGGAACUCAAGAACCUGGGCCAUCCUCUUCUGCUUUCCUGGGUGGUGCUUUAGUAGGGAGCCAGAUCAGAAGUAGAGCUUCUGGAACUCGAACCAAUGCACCUAUGGUAUGCCAGCAUCACACUUUAGCAGCUUUAACUUGCUGCUAGCCCUGAAGAAUAUUUAAAAUAAUGACAGUGUUUCUGUCUGAUUUAUUUCUGAUUAAUAACCCACAGUGCAUUUUGCUGGAUAAUCUGAAGAUUAGCAGUUGAUUUCUUUUUUGAUCUUCAUUGUCCCUCUUUCUGCUUUUCAUUGGAUAUAAACUUGUGGUCUAUAGAAUGGGACAGAGCAAGUUAUCACCUUUAGCUCUCAAUGGUUGUCUGUAUAGAAGUGGAAAUGUUGGCCAGUGCCGCGGCUCAAUAGGCUAAUCCUCCACCUGCAGUGCUGGCACACCGGGUUCUAGUCCCGGUCGGGGCACUGGAUUCUGUUCCGGUUGCUCCUCUUCCUGUCCAGCUCUCUGCUGUGGCCUGGGAGUGCAGUGGAGGAUGGCCCAAGUGCUUGGGCCCUGCACCCCAUGGGAGACCAGGAGAAGCACCUGGCUCCUGGCUUUGGAUCAGCGCCAUGCACCGGCCACAGCGGCCAUUGAGGAGUGAACCAAUGGAAAAAAGGAAGACCUUUUUCUCUCUCUCUCUCUCUCUCUCUGUCCACUCCGCCUGUC